CUGUUCUGUUUUCUGUGGUCAAUGGAAAGUGGAACCUUGUAUUUACAAUUUUUUAGUUUAAUAUUUUAUUGAAUUUCCAUGAAUUAUAUAAUAUGAUGAUGUAAAAUAAUCAUUUAUUCUUUGAAGCUAUGACCUCCCAAUGUUACAUCAUGAACAUGAACAGAGUUGUCUCCCAAGAAAAUAUGGAUUCGAAACCACCUCUACCAAAAGAAAAAGUAAUGUCCUACGAGGCAAAAUCUGUUGGUUCCACGGCCUUCUUUAAAUGCGAGGCGUGUCCUUAUAUGGCUUUCGCCGAGGACGAUAUAAAGUUUCACUUGUUUACCGAGCACCCCGAUCUGGCGAAACGCAAUGGGCUCGCAGACAACAUACAGAUCCCCUGCCCCGGAUGCUCAUGUAUUUUUGAUGCUGAGGAGACGCUUCGGACACAUCUACGCAACCACCACAAGAUGGGUAUAAAAGAUGUUAAGAAAAUGGUAAAAAGUCUAGUUCAAAUUGCUUUAAAAGAUGCUAAAUUAAAAAAAGAAAUCACAGUCAAUGAGACCUCCCCACCACAAGAUUUAGCUCAGCUAAAGAUACCACAACUAAUAGAAAUUGUACCUGACAUUGUUAAUGCAGAUAACAAGGAAUUACCAAAGGGAGUGGCAUUUAUCUCAGUAGAUGAAUUGAAUAAAAUGAGUAUGCCGAAUUUUGAGAAGGUUGACCCAAAAGAAGUGAUCCAAGAAGCCAGUAUUAAUAUUGUGUACACAAAUGAUGUAUCCACUCAAUAUGUUAACGUUUCAAACACAUCAACUUCUAACAACACUUGUAAUUUAAUCCAAAUGUCUAGUGUGACUCCAGAUCUGAUAUCUUCAAUACAGCCUAGAAUACCAAACAUGGACAAAAAUUUAUCUUCCUCAUUGUCACCACAGAUUAAAGAUAGUCAAGAUAUCACACAUUUGCCUAUGAAGCAAGACAGGGGGAGAUUAACACCAUAUCCAAUCAGAAAAGAAGCUAUACCAAUUACAGACACAGAAGAAAAGGGAUUUUAUUGCUCAACUGGUAAAUGUCAUGCAAGUUUCGAGAAGGAAAUAAAUUUAUUGUAUCACAGGAGAUGUCAUAAAGAAGGAAAGUUGACUUGUCCAGAGUGUUCAGAAGUAGUAUUAACAGUUGAGCAGUUGCACAUACAUCUGUGGAAGAUACACAAAAUAGAUCUAGAGCUGCCCACGUGCGAGGAGUGUGGCUACAAGACAUACCUGAGGUUCAGACUGAGAGUGCAUAUGAAAUCUCAUGGGACAUGUAGGGCAUACCCAUGUACACUAUGUCCAAAAAAAUUCAAGAGUGCCAAUCAACUGUCCAAGCACAUGCUAUACCACAGACGGAACGGCCCGCCCGUGCAGUGUGACGUGUGUGACAAACAGUUCACCAACGCCCGCCAGCUGCGCUCGCACGUCGCAGCCAUUCACAAGAAGGUCAAACCGUUCAAGUGCUGCGAGUGUGAAUAUACCGCAGCUAGGAAGGAAGAACUUAAGUUACACAUGAGAUCGCAUACUGGUGAUAAACCGUACGCCUGCGACCAGUGUGAAUACCGAUCAGGCGACCACAACGCUCUGCGGCGUCACAAGAAGAAACAUUCCCAAGAGAGCGUCUACAAAUGUAAAUACUGUCCCUACACCGCCAUACAGUCGCACAGAUACGCGAAACACAUGGUCUCCACACACCCUGACUUGAAGGCCGACGAUGUGCACUGCUGCCCUUAUUGCCCAUUCAAAUGUGUCAGCAAACACAAAUACUCUGCCCACUUAGCUACACAUAGAGAUAAAGAAGGCAUCAAAUUACUGCUAGAAAUUACUAAGCUCAAAACUAACAAACCUAGUUGGACAAUACCAAGCGAAAAUACAGACAAACAAGAGGAAAAACAAGGCAAUUCUAGCGACAAAAAUUCCGAGGGUAGCCCAAAAACUGUUAACGCAAUACCUAUAGAAGUGUUUGACUGUGAUAGCUUACCAGAUGUAAUGCCUCAAGAGUAUCCAAAAAACUAUUGUACUAAUUCAUCUGAUAAUAACCAACAGAAUAAUUUUAACCCUGAAAUUGUAACAGAUUUGAGUAAAGAUGAUAAUAAUUCGGAUUGUCUAAUAUCUGAAGACUUUAACAUACAGGAAAGACACCAAUACAGCACACAACACCCCUUGCAAAUGACUUACGACUCGCCACAAGCAAAUCUUCGUUUUCUCCCAUCUGUAACUUUAGAUCAAAGUUUAUUGCAAAGUAAUAAUGUGAAUUCCUUAGCGUCGACACAUUCCCCGGUCAAUAACAGUAUUGGAAAUAAUAUCAUGUGCAAUUUCCCAAUCAGAUUGCCUUCAGCUUCGAUACGCAACAAUAUAACAUUGAAUCCAGUCAGUAAAAUAUCACUGCCAAUGACGAAAAUUGGUCCAAUAAUAAAACCGAUGCAAAUCCUUCCUGUCCCGUCUUCUAGACACUCCCCAAUCAAUAUUUCAAAUGAAACUGAUGGAGUUCCUCGGAAAAAACCGAAAAUAUCUGUAAAAAGCAAUUUAAUAUUAAAAGGUCCUGAUCAGGUUAACAUGUUUCAUUCACAACAAAAAAUGGCUUUCAAACAACUAGAAGACAACGAAAGAUAUGGCCUGGGCGGGCCAGUGACUUUCAACAACUUAAUCACAACACAGUUUAUGCAACUUCCACCUGAACCUGUACUAAGCGAAUCCCCUAACACAAUAAUGGCGUACUCCCAAGACGGCAUGCUGGGAGAUUCUGCAACGACGCCUGUAGAUAAUGGAAUAAAUGAUAACCCAAAAAUCUUCUCGUUCAGCCAACAAAUGAACGUGACAUCGAUGACGUUGCUCCCUCCGCCGCAGAAAAUACAAACGAACGACCCGAGUUACAUAAAACUAGAAACUCAGAUAAAACAGAACACUCAAUCGCCCACUUUAGAGAGGAUGUGCAACGCUAAUUUACUGAACACCCAAAAUAUAAGUAGAGAAUAUAAAGCAUCGCCGCCUUUAGAAGAUAUUCAUAAAAAUAUGAGCGAAAUAAAAAACGAAGUCAAAUCGGAUGCGUUUUACACGAUGGCACUCAAUAACACGGGCGCUAAUCCUCCAUUAAUAGACCAGUACAUGAUAGACAAUAUAAUCCCAGAGCAGUAUCCAGCGCAUUUGGACUUGUCCAACGUUGUCUUGUCAGAAGUGUCGGACCAGCAGAGCGAUGUAAUAGAAAUCGACGACAAUUCCGACGACAACAAGUUGUUGCCUCGUUUCGACAUGAAUUUUUCUUUGGAAUCCCUGUGCAUGAUGCAUAACGAUUUUCAUUUUUUGGAAAACGAUAUCCCGUCGAAUAAUAUACCCACCGAGCUACCUGUUAACGAAAUGAAUAGAAUGGUGGCAGAAGUUCCUAUAAUAAAUCAAAAAGAAAAUUUAAAUGUAGCACCAGUAGAACCUAACGACUGUCAGAAUUACAUUCAGGGGAAAAAGGAUCCGAUGAUGAACACAUCUGUUAGACCUUCAACUAACAAAAUUAAUGUCAAAAAUAUUGAACUUAUGAAGAAUUGAUUUUUAAUUUUGUUCUAUAUGUCUUAUAUGUAAAAAUAAUUUAAAGUUAGUUGUAAGAUUUAUAUACACUUUAAUGAUAAUGAUUAUAUUAAAAGACUGUUUAUUAUUAUUUGUUAAGAAGUUGUUUAAUUUGUUAGAGAUUAAAAUGGCUUUUUGCUUU
Molecule: messenger RNA, 3699 nt
Organism: Bicyclus anynana (squinting bush brown)
Lineage: Eukaryota; Metazoa; Arthropoda; Insecta; Lepidoptera; Nymphalidae
Exons: 4
Coding region: 129-3539 (1136 amino acids)
Biological process (GO): regulation of transcription by RNA polymerase II
Cellular component (GO): nucleus
Molecular function (GO): DNA-binding transcription factor activity, RNA polymerase II-specific; RNA polymerase II transcription regulatory region sequence-specific DNA binding
Source: RefSeq, a predicted model, not a curated record